AUGCCAAUUUUAGACAGUAUACCUAAAGUAGACAAAUGUUGUGGGUGUGUGACAGAUCUAAAAACCGCUGCAGCUAUUAUAGUCGUUAUAAGUAUAGUAACAAGUCCAUUAGUAUCUUGGGCGAUCAUACGACAUGCUUACGUUAUUCGAGUGACAUGCGUCGUACAAACAAACUCAUCUCAACCUGAUGUAGUGGACAUUAAUUUUAACAAUGCACUUAGUUUCGGAUUUGGAGCAAAUGCCGGCCUUGGGUCUUCAUGCUUAUCACGCAAUACAACGGACGAGUCAGGUUUGGACAAGGCUAAGUCUAAUUUUGUCCGGUUUGUGAGAUAUAGCGGGUGGAUUGUGCUGUUAGCAGAUGCUGCCUUCCUCUUCAGCAGCGUUAAUUUCCUCAUCAAAAUGUUUAAAAGUGUAGACAAAGAGGCGGCUCUUAUUUUCAUAUUAGCCGGUCUAACGUCAGUGUUGGUUUCAUUCGUGUACGGCAUCUUGUAUGUCUCAGCAUGUGUUUAUGUCGGCAGCGGCUUUCCGAUUUACGAGUUCUUUUUCGUGGGUGUCGAUUUAACAAUGUUUGUAACACGGCUGUAUUUAAUUGUUGUCAUAAGCUCGUACUAUCAACUUUCUCCGCCCACUACCUCGGCAUUCGAUAGAUUAUAUAAGUUCAUGACGUAUUCAAUGCUGACUAUAUAUGGAUAUGUCACAAACGCCACAUCCAUUUGCUUCGGGUGCAAUAAUAUACUGACACUUCGAUGGGAUUAUUCAAAUGGUUACCGAAGGCGGAAAGAUUUUGUUGGUUUAAUAAGUAGUGCCAGCUCAGCAUUAUUAUGCACACCUGUUUGCGAAGAACUCUACAAUGUUUCUAGUCCUGUAAAUCUUCCUGUGAACAUACUGCGAUGGAUUCUUUUUACAUCUGAAAUGCUACUGCUGGCCAGUGCAUUUGCAUUCCUCCUGGGAAUAUUGUGGUGCGCGGUGCGCGGUGCGGGCGCGGCCGGUCGCGGCGGCGGCGUUCGACGGUAUGGAGCUCACUGGGCGGGCGGGGCAUCACACAGCGUGUUGAAUUCGCUCGAAGCGCGCGCCGCUGGUACCAUCCCUCUACUUGGUAUAUAUCUUAUUUCUUCAAUUUGCCUUGCCGAGAGAUUUAUCAACAGCAAGGGGCCAAACGUCAAGUGUGUAUUUUAUGUAUAA
This is a messenger RNA of Nymphalis io (European peacock), 1182 nucleotides long. RefSeq lists its product as uncharacterized. Lineage: Eukaryota; Metazoa; Arthropoda; Insecta; Lepidoptera; Nymphalidae. The coding region runs from base 1 to 1182 and encodes 393 amino acids. The transcript has 8 exons. The record is from RefSeq and is a predicted model, not a curated record.